Molecule: messenger RNA, 1313 nt
Organism: Setaria italica (foxtail millet)
Lineage: Eukaryota; Viridiplantae; Streptophyta; Magnoliopsida; Poales; Poaceae
Product: ethylene-responsive transcription factor ERF003
Exons: 2
Coding region: 420-926 (168 amino acids)
Biological process (GO): regulation of DNA-templated transcription
Molecular function (GO): DNA-binding transcription factor activity; DNA binding
Source: RefSeq, a predicted model, not a curated record
UACUUGAUUUUAUUAGUAUAAACACAGAUAACAUGCACACAUCCAUUGGAUCAAUGUGGGUGCACCAAGACUGCGCCUGCGGGCCCCCGGGGCGUAUCCCUGCACGCUGACCUCGCUCCAUCAGUCUGCAGCAAUUAAAGCCUGUGCCCUCCUUCGUUCUCGUCACCCUGUGUUUGUACACCUGGCACUCUGCGUACCCAUUGACCAUCGAUCUUGAACAGGGUCGCGUUCGUCUAUCUACACGGCUAUAUGGCUAUCCAGCCGUAGCAUCUAUCUCCCACGCAGCCCUCCCCUUGACCCCUUGGGCAGUAUAUAAGCGGCCGGCACCUGAGGCAUCUCUUGCUAUCAAGUGCAAGUGCCCACCACUAGAGUCUAGAGCAUCUCGGGCACUAGUGUAGUGAGACAGGGCGACCGUCGCCAUGCCGAAGCUGCAGAGGUUCAGAGGAGUGAGGCAGAGGCACUGGGGCUCCUGGGUCUCCGAGAUCCGCCACCCACUCCUGAAGACGAGGAUCUGGCUGGGCACGUACGAGACGGCGGAGGACGCGGCGCGGGCGUACGACGAGGCGGCGCGCCUGAUGAGCGGGCCCGCGGCGCGCACCAACUUCCCCCUGAGCAGCAGCACCGGCGCGGGCGCCACCCUCUCCCCGACGCUGCGCGCCAAGCUGGAGAAAUGCUGCACGGAGUCGCUGUCCAAACAGCCGGCGAAGGACGACGACGGCGCGAACGCGUCGGGAGCAGAGCGCGACGGCCGGCAGGAGCAGGGCGUGAAAGCCGAGGUCGGCGAGGACGACGGCGAGGAGUACAUCGAGGAGAUGAUCAGGGAGCUCACCUACUAUGGCCCCGUGGAGAUACAGCACCCCUCCUCCGGCUCCUCCGGCGCCGGCGCCGGUGCCGGCCCGGCCUGCUCGAGCUCGGCGAUUAGGUGACCGAGCAGCUAGCCAGCCAGAUUAGCAGCUAGCUUAGCUAGCUAGGCGAUGCAGCAGCAGCCGUCGUCGUCAUCUACAGCAGCCGUUGUUUGGUUAGGCACAUUAGCCGUCCAUUUGGGAGAGAGGGGGUCCCGGUCCGGAGGAAAUGGAACGCGAGUUGCAUUGGCACCCCGGCCGGGGCCCUUUCUUCCGCUCUGGGAUUGGGAUUGAGCGAGCCGUGUGUACAGAGCGGGAAGGGGACCAAAGGAUCUUUCGGGAUAAGGGGUCUUGAUUUGGUUCAUGAUGUGAAGCUUGUUCAGGACCUGUCGUCUAGCUCCUUUGGUAUCCCAGCUCUAGCCCCUUUAUCUUCGCAUCGCAAACCUGCAAGUUCCCCGGUUCAAAGUUCAA